Cavenderia fasciculata is the source of this 3237-nucleotide messenger RNA. It is a transcript of the gene patA, whose product is annotated as P-type ATPase. Gene Ontology annotation, molecular function: P-type calcium transporter activity; ATP binding; ATP hydrolysis activity. Gene Ontology annotation, cellular component: membrane; intracellular membrane-bounded organelle. The record is from RefSeq and is a predicted model, not a curated record. The coding region runs from base 1 to 3237 and encodes 1078 amino acids. Gene Ontology annotation, biological process: calcium ion transmembrane transport. The transcript has 2 exons. Lineage: Eukaryota; Evosea; Eumycetozoa; Acytosteliales; Cavenderiaceae.
AUGGGAGAAGAAUUGGAAAGUAUAGCAUUAGCUCCAUUGGAAGACGAGUUUCCAGUGAGCGUACAAGAACUCGGUAAAUUGGUCGAUGUUCCCAAGGGAUUCGAUCAAUAUUCCGAAUUGGGCGGACUCGAAGGUUUGGCCAAAUCACUUAGAAGUGACAUAAAAGGUGGUCUACCCAAUGAAAAUAAUUCUACAGAAGUUGCUAGAGUUCAAAAAUAUGCAAAGAAUAUAUUACCACCACCACCACAUCAAUCAAUUUGGAGUAUGAUUUUAGAUGCAUUAUCAGAUCACAUUUUAAUUCUUUUGAUUGUUGCAGCUGUUGUAUCGACAGUGUUGGGAGCCAUCCCAGCAACUUCACAUGAUCCAAAGACUGGAUGGAUCGAUGGUGUCGCCAUUUUGGUGGCCGUUAUCAUUGUGGUCGCCGUGACAUCUAGUAACGACUAUCGUAAUCAAGCACGUUUCCGUGACUUGAACGAAAAGACUUCGGACAAGCAAGUCAAGGCCAUCAGAUCGGGCGAACAAUGCCAAAUCUCUAUUUUCGACGUUCGUGUCGGUGACAUUGUCUGUCUCGACACUGGUGACAUUAUCUGUGCCGAUGGUGUGUUUGUCGACGGUCACGCCCUUCGUUGCGACGAGUCCUCCAUCACUGGUGAGUCUGACCCCAUCAAAAAGGGUCAUACCAAGGAUGGCAUGGACCCAUUCUUUAUCUCUGGUUCGCUGGUAUUGGAAGGUUUUGGAAAGAUGAUGGUCACUGCCGUCGGUGUCAAUUCGUUCAACGGUAAGACCAUGAUGGGUUUGCGUGUUGAAUCCGAGGACACUCCACUCCAAAAGAAGUUGUCAAAGUUGGCCGAAAACAUUGGAAAGUGUGGUCUGUCGGCUGCCGUCCUCUUACUCCUCAUCGUCAUCCCCAAAUACUUUAUCGAAAAGAAGGUCAACAAGGAAGACAUUGGCAGCAAUGCCGCAUCGGAUGUCACCCAGAUGGUCAUUGGUGCCAUCACCAUCGUCGUCGUUGCCGUGCCCGAAGGUCUCCCCCUUGCCGUCACCAUGGCCCUUGCCUACGGUAUGCUCAAGAUGUACAAGGAGAACAAUUUGGUGCGUCAUUUGGCAAGUUGCGAGACCAUGGGUUCCGCCACCAACAUUUGCUCGGACAAGACCGGUACACUGACCCAAAACGUCAUGACUGUCGUCACGGGCCACGUCGCCAGCCUCUUUGCCGAGGUCAACGAGGCCCUCAAGGCCACCAUGCCCGCCAACGUCAUCCCCAUCCUCGCCGACGGUAUUGCCAUCAACUCGAAUGCCUACGAAGGUCUGUCCACCAAGGGCAAGAUGGAGUUUAUUGGCAGCAAGACCGAGUGUGCAUUGCUCAACUUUGGCAAGGUCCUCGGAUCCGACUACCAAGAGGUGCGUAAGCGUUUGAAUAUCCGUCAACUCUACCCCUUCUCGUCGGCCCGUAAGCGUAUGUCUGUCUUGGUCGACCAAGAUGCCAACACCUACCGUCUCUACAGCAAGGGUGCCUCUGAAAUCAUCCUCGGUCAAUGCGACCGUUACUUUGACUCGAAUGGCCAAGUCCAACCACUCAACGACGAGGCUCGCGUCCACUUUGAAGACUGUAUCACCAAGUUUGCCACCGACGCCUUGCGUACCAUCGGUCUCGCCUACCGCGACUUUGAAGCAACCACCACCCUCGACUUUAACGAGCCACCUGAAGACCACCUCAUCUUUAUCGGUGUCGUCGGUAUCAAGGAUCCACUCCGUCCCGAAGUACCUGAAGCCGUCAAGCAAUGCCAACGUGCCGGUAUCACUGUCAGAAUGGUCACUGGUGAUAACAUUAUCACUGCCCAAAACAUCGCCCGUAACUGUGGUAUCCUCACCGAGGGAGGUCUCUGCAUGGAAGGUCCCAAGUUUAGAGAGCUCUCGCAAGCCGACAUGGACGCCAUCCUCCCACGUCUCCAAGUACUCGCCCGUUCAUCGCCAACCGACAAACAGUUGCUCGUCGGUCGUCUCAAAGAUCUCGGUGAGGUCGUCGCCGUCACUGGUGAUGGUACCAACGAUGGUCCCGCCCUUAAAUUGGCCAACGUCGGUUUCUCGAUGGGUAUCUCUGGUACUGAAGUCGCUAUUGCCGCCUCUGAUGUCGUCUUGCUCGACGAUAACUUUGCCUCUAUUGUCCGUGCCGUCAUUUGGGGUCGUAACAUUUACGAUGCCAUUUGCAAGUUCCUUCAAUUCCAAUUGACCGUCAAUGUCGUCGCUGUCGUCGUCGCCUUUGUCGGUACCAUUGCCGGUAAUGGUGAGUCCCCUCUUACUGCCGUCCAAUUGCUCUGGGUCAACUUGAUUAUGGAUACUUUGGCCGCACUUGCCCUCGCCACUGAACCACCCACACCCGAGCUCCUUGACCGUCCACCCAAUGGAAAGAACGCCCCACUCAUCACCCGUUCCAUGUGGCGUAACAUUAUCGGUCAAUCAGUCUUCCAAAUCAUCGUCCUCUUUGUGCUCUUGUUCAAGGGUCACGACAUCUACAGUGACAUUCUCGGCGAGACCGUCGUCAAGAAUGGCGUGCAACACUACACCAUCAUUUUCAACACAUUCGUAUUCUGCCAACUCUUUAAUGAAAUCAAUGCCCGUGUCCUCGGUAAUCGCAUGAACCCAUUCAAGGGUAUCACCGACAACCCCAUCUUUAUCAUGGUGCUCAUCGGCACUGUCAUUGUCCAAGUCAUCUUUGUUCAGUUUGGUGACAAGGUCACUUCGACCGUCGGACUCGGCUACGAAUGGAUCGGUUGUAUCAUCAUUGGUUCACUUUCCCUUCCACUUGGUUUCCUCCUCAGAAUGAUCAAUAUCCCCGAACCAGCCCUUGCCAAGGAGAAGCCAAAGAUCUCUGAAACCAUCUACACCCCACCCGUCGACUCGUCGCACCCAGGUUCCAUCGAAAGCACCCCAGUCUUGCCAUCAUCCAACAACAAGGAUUCUGUCUCUUCAUCGCCCAUUGUAAAUAGCCCAGAUACCACCACAGAGUCCAUGCCACUUGUCGUCCCACCACAACCAGCCACUGCCAAGCCAGUUGAAGUCGGUCGUGGAUGGCAACUAGUCAGACAAACCCAACAAAAGAUCCGUGUCGUCAACGCCUUCAAGGCUGCCUCUGGCGACGAUGAAACUGGAUCCGAAAGUUCAAUCGUAGACGUUAUCAGACGUCCAACUAGAAGUUCAGUAUUAAUUCCAACUCAAGUUGGUUCUCUCAACAAUUAA